AUGGCAAUCGCAAAUAAGAUGAGAAUCCAUGGCGACAAAAUGGCAGAUGUCACUAUCAUUGAGAAGAUUCUUCGUUCGAUGACAACAAAAUUCAACUAUGUCGUUUGUUCGAUUGAGGAAUCCAAAGACACUGACAGAGCAGAAAAUGAAUCGGCAAGACAAAGAGGAGCAAGCAUUACAAGCCUCAGCAUCAAAAGGAGGAGGUCAAGGACGAGAAAGAGGCAGAGGUGUCACAAGUUUGGCCACUACAAGUCAAACUGCUGUACUAAUCUAAGGAGAGAUGGUGGAAAGCAAUCCAAUUUUGCUGAGAAGGAAGAAGAAGUCUCUUUGUUGAUGGCUUGUCACAGCAAGGAGGAAACCCACAAGAAAUUCUUGUGGUACUUAGACACUUGUUGCAGCAACCAUAUGAGUGGAGAGAAGUUUGUAUUCUCUGAAUUGGAUGAAGCUUUUCGUGAUGUUGUGAAAUUCGGUGAUGGCUCUAUAGUCUCUGUUAUGGGAAAAGGAAAGGUAGCAAUUCAAACCAACAGAAAUUCUAUUCAAACUAUUUCUAACGUUCUCUUUGUUCCAGAUUUGAGAACAAAUUUACUUAGUGUUGGUCAACUACAAGAAAGGGGAUAUGAAAUCUCUAUCAAAAAUGGAGUCUACAGAAUUGAAGAUGAGAAGUUGGGCUUGAUAGCUCAAGUCAACAUGACAACCAACAGGAUGUUUCCAUUGUAUCUUCAUGACACCACUCACUCAUGUCUUUCUACAAGAUUGGGAGAGAAGGAAUGGCUAUGGCAUUUUCGCUAUGGGCAUCUUAGCUUCAACGAGUUGAAAACUUUACAACAAAAGAAUAUGGUGACUGGUCUUCCUCAAAUUACAGCUCCUUCUAAAGUUUGUGAAAAAUGUGUUGUUAGCAAAUAA
Molecule: messenger RNA, 903 nt
Organism: Quercus robur (English oak)
Lineage: Eukaryota; Viridiplantae; Streptophyta; Magnoliopsida; Fagales; Fagaceae
Exons: 3
Coding region: 1-903 (300 amino acids)
Biological process (GO): viral protein processing
Molecular function (GO): peptidase activity
Source: RefSeq, a predicted model, not a curated record